GUCAAUAUUAAACCCGUUUUGAGGAUCGCGCCAUGCUUCAAAUCUUAUGGCGGAGCGUUCCGAGGAAACGGUCAAAAUACCCUUCGGGGAGAAGCGGCUGGAUGCUGUGAUAACUGUCCCGGAUGAAGUGUCCGGUGUUCGGACCGCGGUGGUUCUGACACACGGGGCCGGCGGAGACAUGAACUUCCGGCACCUGGUGUCGCUGGCGCGAGCCGUGGCUGCUUCUGGGCACAUAUGCGUGCGCUUCACCUGUAAAGGCCUGAACCUGAAGUAUAGAGUGAAGGCCUACGGCGCCGUGGUGACAUAUUUGAAAAGCCAUGACCGGUUCACACUGACAAAACUAUUCCUUGGGGGCCGCUCCAUGGGUGCGCGUGCAGCCGUCUCUCUGGCCAGGCAGCUGAGCGAGGAGGGUGAGGAGUGUGUGUCGGGCGUGGUGUGUGUGUCCUUCCCCCUCCACCCCCCUGCUCAGACACACAAACACCGGGAGCGCAGCCAGGACCUCCGGACGCUAUCCCAUCAGCCCCUGCUCUUCGUCUCGGGCACCGCCGAUGCCAUGUGUGAGCGGAAGCUUCUGGAAGAGUUGGUGCAGGAUAUGCAAGCCCCUGCAGCUGUGCGAUGGGUGGAGGGGGGGAGCCACGGACUCGUCGUCAAGGGGCGACCGGAGGAGGCUGUUCUAGAAGAGGUCAACACACACGUCACAGCGUGGAUACAGCAACAGCUCUCCGAUUAACAUCAACACACACACGUCACAGCGUGGAUAGCAACAGCUCUCCGAUUAACAUCAACACACACACGUCACAGCGUGGAUACAGCAACAGCUCUCCGAUUAACAUCAACACACACACGUCACAGCGUGGAUACAGCAACAGCUCUCCGAUUAACAUCAACACACACACGUCACAGCGUGGAUACAGCAGCAGCUCUCCGAUUAACAUCAAC
This is a messenger RNA of Sardina pilchardus (European sardine), 939 nucleotides long. It is a transcript of the gene tex30, whose product is annotated as testis expressed 30. The record is from RefSeq and is a predicted model, not a curated record. NCBI's taxonomy places the organism in Eukaryota, Metazoa, Chordata, Actinopteri, Clupeiformes, Clupeidae. The coding region runs from base 47 to 730 and encodes 227 amino acids. The transcript has 5 exons.